Messenger RNA from Triplophysa rosa, 1028 nucleotides. RefSeq lists its product as uncharacterized. Gene Ontology annotation, molecular function: dioxygenase activity. Lineage: Eukaryota; Metazoa; Chordata; Actinopteri; Cypriniformes; Nemacheilidae. The record is from RefSeq and is a predicted model, not a curated record. The transcript has 8 exons.
GCGGCACGACUUCCGUAAACGGAGUGACGUAGGUUUCAGUUUCAGUUUUGAUGGACUCUGAGUCUGGUCGUGCGGUGUGUGUGAUACGCAGUGUCAAUAUGGCGAUACCCGUCGUCGAUUUCAGUGUUUACGAACUGGAAGAAACAAAUGUAUCAGAUGACAAGUUUAAGAAGUUGAGUGAAGAACUGAGGACGGCCUUUAUGGAGGUGGGAUUUGUUUAUCUGAAAAACACUGGCAUACAUCAAGAAGAGGUGGACAAAGUCAUGGACAUUUCCAGGCAAUUCUUCUGUUUGUCUGACGAUAUGAAGAAGCCUUUCAGCAGGGGCGAUUUCUCUUGUAACAUUAACCACGGCUGGGUUUCACUGGAAAAGGAAAGUUUGAAUCCUCAACGACCCGGUGAUUUGAAGGAGGCAUUUAAUAUAACGUCUUUGCGCGAGGAUAUUAAUUGGCCCUCUGAAGGAGUUGAAGAUUUUCGAGAUUGCGUGGUGUCUUUUUUUAAUAGGUGUAAAGAUCUUUCUCUCAGGGUGCUGCAAGUGAUGGCUAUUGGUUUAGGCCUAGAGCCAAAGGUCUUUCUUGAAGCACAUUAGCAUAUUGGAAGUGAUAUGAAUGACACCACUCUGCGGACUUUGUACUACCCUCCACUGAAAAGUGAGCGUGUGAAGCCCGAUCAGAUGCGCUGUGGUGAACACUCGGACUAUGGUAGCAUCACACUUGUUUUCCAAAGUCCAGAGGGAGGACUACAGGUCCUCAGCCGGACUGGAGAGUACAUUUCAAUCCCAGCCAUUUCUGGUACAGUUGUAAUUAACAUUGCAGAUCUGAUGCAAAGGUGGACCAGUGACGUCUAUGUGUCUUCUGUUCAUAGGGUUUUGCUGCCCGUUGUAGGUGACUCCAGGACACGUCAGUCUUUGGCAUUCUUUGUUCACCCCGAUAAUGAGGCCAUUAUUUCAUGCUGUGAUGGAUCAGACAAAUAUCCACCUGUUAAAGCAAUUGAUUACCUUUUGUCAAGGUUCGAGGAUUCGUAUGGCUAA